AUGAAAUCUCAAGUGAUCAAAGGCAGAAAGGGACCGCCUAAAUACGGUAGAAAUUCGGUUCAAUUUGUAGCGUGUAUCAAUGAUAUCGUCCAGACAUUAAUUGAUAUGUACGAGAAAGGAGAGGAGAUCGAUGUCAACCGGCUUAAAACCAAAAUGGCACAAAAGCAUGAUCUCCAUACAUCCCCUAAACAAGUCGACAUCAUAGCGGCUAUCCCCGACUCACACCGUCCUUUCUUAUUACCCAUUAUCAAAUCCAAACCCGUUCGUACUGCUUCUGGAAUAGUCGCAAUUGCCGUGAUGUGUAAACCACAUCGAUGCCCUAACAUCCGUACAGGCGGCGACUCUUGUGUGUAUUGUCCUGGUGGUUGUGACUCGGACUUUGAAUACUCGACACAGUCGUACACGGGAUAUGAACCAACUUCCAUGAGAGCAGUUCGCGCGAGGUAUAACCCAUAUAUCCAAUCUCGGACUCGUGUCGAGCAGCUCCAGAAAUUGGGACACAAUGUCGAGAAAGUCGAAUAUAUUAUUAUGGGUGGGACAUUUCUUUCAAUGGAUAAACCUUAUCGAGACUCAUUCAUCCUUGGCCUCUUCGACGCACUGUCGGGCCACGUGUCGUCAACAGUCGAAGAAGCAGUGAACUAUGGCGAGAAUUCCAAAAUUAAGUGUGUUGCUAUGACUAUAGAAACUCGGCCAGAUUGUUGUUCAGAGGACCACAUCAGAGAGAUGUUCCGUUAUGGAACAACACGUUUAGAGAUUGGUUUGCAAUCGAUAUUCGAAGAUGUGUGUAAGAACUGUAACCGAGGUCACUCUGUCAAGGAUUGCACUGACACCUACGUGAGACUCAAAGACGCUGGGUACAAAAUAGUUACACAUAUGAUGCCAAAUCUACCAGAAGUACCACCAGAGAGAGACGUGUUCACGUAUUCCGAAAUGUUCUCGGACGGGCAAUUUCAAGUCGAUGGGCUGAAGUUGUACCCAACCCUCGUUAUUCGAGGAACAAGACUCUAUGAAAUGUGGAGAAAAGGACUCUACCAUUCAUACACGUCUGAGGAAACUAUUGAUGUUUUGUCAAGAAUUCUGGCUUUGGUGCCGCCUUGGGUGAGAAUCCACAGAAUUCAGAGGGAUAUUCCAAUCCCUUUGGUCUCUGCAGGUGCGGACAAAGGCAACCUGAGGGAGUAUGUCCAGAAAAAGAUGGACGAGAACAAUUGGCCUUGUCGCGAUACACGAACGCGAGAAGUUGGGAUUGCAGCACUUCAGGGAAAACCUGGGAAGAAAGUGAAAGGCGCACGCGAGAUCGAGUUGAUCCGAAGAGAUUUUGUGGGGUCUGAAGGGUGGGAGACAUUUUUGUCAUAUGAAGACCCUGAAGAGGAUUUACUUAUUGGUCUUUUGAGACUCAGAAAACCGACUGAACACAAGUUUAUGAAGGAACUGGAAGGCGAGACAUCAAUUAUAAGAGAACUUCAUGUCUACGGAACCGCAAUUCCUGUCAACACGAAGAACCUGAACCAAUACCAACACAUGGGGUACGGCGCAUUACUUUUACAAGAAGCAGAACGAAUCGCCAGAGAGGAACACGGCAGCAAUAAGAUCGUCAUCAUAUCAGGAGUUGGAGUCAGGCAUUACUACAGGAAGUUUGGGUAUAUUCUUGAUGGUCCUUACAUGGCAAAGUUAUUGGUCGAGGGGCAAAAACUUGACAAAGACACAAGGCAUUUUAACGAUUACAAAAAUUGA
Molecule: messenger RNA, 1731 nt
Organism: Entamoeba invadens IP1
Lineage: Eukaryota; Evosea; Mastigamoebida; Endamoebidae
Product: elongator complex protein, putative
Exons: 2
Coding region: 1-1731 (576 amino acids)
Biological process (GO): tRNA wobble base 5-methoxycarbonylmethyl-2-thiouridinylation
Cellular component (GO): nucleus; cytoplasm; elongator holoenzyme complex
Molecular function (GO): acyltransferase activity, transferring groups other than amino-acyl groups; iron-sulfur cluster binding
Source: RefSeq, a predicted model, not a curated record